Messenger RNA from Vitis vinifera (wine grape), 2034 nucleotides. RefSeq lists its product as uncharacterized. Gene Ontology annotation, molecular function: zinc ion binding; nucleic acid binding. NCBI's taxonomy places the organism in Eukaryota, Viridiplantae, Streptophyta, Magnoliopsida, Vitales, Vitaceae. The transcript is spliced from 2 exons. The record is from RefSeq and is a predicted model, not a curated record. The coding region runs from base 1 to 2034 and encodes 677 amino acids.
AUGGGUCAUUUGACACGAUUAUCAACAGGUGAUACUGAUGUUGAUGACGAAAAUGAGAGAGAUGAGGAAGAUGAUAGAGAUGAUGCAAUCGACACAGAUGAGAUUCAUUUACCUAAUGAUGAUGAAAAUUGUUGUCAAACAGAAAAUAUUGAUUUGGUGAUGGUCCAACAAGUUGUGGAAUGUGAAAGCACAAGAUUUUUGAACCUUGAAGUUGGUGAUAGGUCUAAUAAUCCUGAGGUUGAGUUUGAGGUUGAAAACACAUCACUAGUUGCCUCUCCACAUGAUUUGCAACAUGCUGUGAAGAUGUUUUCCAUAAAGGCGCACCAAGAGUUUACUGUUUAUAGAUCAAAUGCAAGUGUGUUAGUUCUUCAAUGUAAAAAAGCACCAGAGUGCCAAUGGCGACUAAAGGCAAUGACAGUGAAAGAUACGGGUAUUUUUAGAAUCACAAAGUACAAAGGUCCUCAUACAUGUGUCAAUCCAUGUAUUAAUCAAGAUCAUUCACAGUUGGAUUCUAGCUUUGUAUCUAAGUAUAUUGAAACAUUGGUGAAGGUAGAAAUGACCAUUAGAGUUGCUGCAAUUCAAGCUGUUGUUGCGGAACAAUUUGGUUACCAAAUUUCUUAUCAAAAAACAAUGAAGGCAAAAAGGAAAACAAUGACUCGAUUAUUUGGUGAUUGGUACAAGUCUUAUGCAGAGUUGCCUCGUUUCUUCCUUGCCUUGGAGCAGUCAAAUCCUGGAUGCAUUAUGUAUUCCAAAAUGGUUCUUGGAAACAAUCCGAAUGAAGAAAUUUUUCAGCAUGUUUUUUGGGCAUUCGCUUCAUCUAUUAAAGGGUUUGCACACUGUCGACCAAUUCUCAGUAUUGAUGGGACACAUUUGUAUGGAAAAUAUAAAGGAACUUUGCUGAUUGCUAUGGGAUGUGAUGGUAAUAACCAAUUGUUUCCACUUGCAUUUGCCAUUACAGAAGUAGAGAAUAUAGAUAGUUGGAGUUGGUUUUUGGCAUGUAUCCGAGUUGGAGUAACACAAAGGAAAGGGUUGUGUCUGAUUUCUGAUCGUCAUCCUGGCAUUAUAGCUGCUGUCAAUGAAACAUAUUCGGGAUGGACUCAGCUAGAUGCUUGUCAUAGAUUUUGCAUGCGUCAUUUAGCGAGUAAUUUCAACACAAAGUUCAAAGAUAAGACUUUAAAGGAUCUCAUGUGUAGGGCUGCUAUGGAGAGUAAAGUUAAAAAAUUUAUUUCUCACAUGGAUACAAUUGGCCAGAUAAAUGUCGAGGCUAGAAAUUUGUUGGAGCAAAUUCCUCUUGAAAAAUGGGCACUCUCAUAUGAUGGUGGGAGGAGAUAUGGGAUUAUGACAACUAAUAUGUCUGAAGUUUUUAAUGGUGUCCUUAAGGGUGCUCGUAACUUACCAAUAACAACUUUAGUCCAGUUAACUUUUUAUCGGGUUAACAGUUACUUCACAGUCAAGCGGGAGCAUGGUGCUAGUCGGCUCGCUUCAGGUGAAGAAUUCAUUCCACAUAUUGACGCCAAGAUAAAGGCUAAAGUUGUUAAGGCAGGUGCACAUGAGGUUCUUUUGUAUGAUCAUGUGGCGAGACGUUUUCAUGUUAAAACUAGACACUCUGUUGGAAGUAGUAAUAGGAAACCUCGCACAUAUCAUGUUACCCUUCAAACGGGGUCUUGCACAUGUAACAAAACACUUUUGUUAGGAUUCCCAUGUUCGCACAUUCUUGCUACUUGUCAUUGUCGAGCAAUUGAUUUUCGACAAUUUGUACAUGGUUAUUACACCACACGUGCUUACCUAUCAACAUGGGCUCCCUUGUUUUAUCCCAUAUUUGAUGAGUUGGAGUGGCCUCAAUAUAAUGGACCGAUAAUUGUGCCUUCAGACUCAAUGAAACGACUAACUUUUGGUCGACCAAAAUCAAGUCGUUUGCAUAAUGAGAUGGAUGCAAGGGAAACUAGGACUCCACAAACAUGUGGACUUUGCAAGCAAUCGGGUCACAAUCGGCGUUCUUGUCCUAAUAGAGAAACCAAUGAUAGGAGGAGUUGA